This is a messenger RNA of Nothoprocta perdicaria, 1796 nucleotides long. It is a transcript of the gene MRPL53, whose product is annotated as mitochondrial ribosomal protein L53. NCBI's taxonomy places the organism in Eukaryota, Metazoa, Chordata, Aves, Tinamiformes, Tinamidae. The record is from RefSeq and is a predicted model, not a curated record. The transcript has 3 exons. Gene Ontology annotation, cellular component: mitochondrial large ribosomal subunit. Bases 35 to 337 code for a protein of 100 amino acids.
AGGCUGUGCGUUGAAACUCAAACUUAGGACUCUAAUGGGCCCUGUGACCUUGCACGGAGUCCUAAGAAGAAAGUCAGGAGCAGAGGGAGUGAAUUUAAUAUUUCUUCAACGAAUAUAUCAUAAGAACAUCUAUGACACCAAUAGGAACUGUGAAGUGACCACUGAUGUGAGACAUGAUGGAUCUGAACCACUUAUAGAUGUCAUGUUUGCUGAUGGAGACCGACUGAUAAUGAAAGGAGCCAACCUGACAGCUGUAGAGAUGUUAACAGCAUUGAGCUCCAGAUGUAACGCAAAAGAGCAAAAAGCAGAACAGAAAAGCAAGAAGAAGAAUCCCUGAAGAACCAAACACGCACGUUGACAUUUACAUGUAUCUAAGGCAGCAGGCUGCAUCGAAGAYUUUUCUCCUGUGUGCUAAAAUCUGRAAGGGCAAGUUGGCCAAGUGCUGACCAGUUUAACAUGAAGCAGAAUGAACCAUUUAAAUGUUGCUGCCUCUUCUCAACAGAAAUGUGCUGGAGCAACAAAGGUUUUAACACCAGUGGGGCAAAGUGGCUUAUGGCACAAGUUCAUCUUUCUAAAGAGCUGGUCGCCUGGGUGUUGAACUAAAAUCACAUGUAUUUGCAUAUGAAUAUGAGUAAUGGACAUUAGUUAUUAUAUUAAUAAAUGUUGAAAAUCAAGGCAUCUCUUUAGACRUUAUUUCUAACAUAGUCUGUCCAGAGAAAUGCAAUAUAUGAUUAAUACUAUUAAUAAUUCUUAAAAAAAUUAAAUGCAGGUAUCUGAAGAAAACGCUAUAUUUAUCAUUGACUUUAGCUGAGGUGCAGGAAGCUGCAAAUACAACAUAGGUUUUAUAAUACCUUGCAUGUCUGCURCUAAUUGCCUACCUUUUCGUCCUCUUUUUUCCAAGAAAGUAUGAGAUAAAUAUGGUUUUUUUUUUUUUUUAGCUCAGCAAUUAAAGUGACAAGGUAAUAGGACUGUGAACACAUAGUAAACCUACUCAUCCUGCAAAAAAGUAGGAAAAUUUAUCUCAAAGGGAAGGUAAGUUAGUGUUUGUGACAGGUGGGGGGAAAGGGCUGUCUUUGAAGUUCAGUUUUGUAAUGUUUUUGUCACUCAAUUUUCAGGAAUUUCAUUAAAUAUUCCGUAAAGAUCAAAGGAAGCGCGUGACUGUGCUUAUAGAUACAAACUUACUAUUUAUUAAAACAAGUGUUGAGAAACUUGGUCUGUAUUGUAGUUUCCUGUAUGUGGGAGGACUGAUCUCUCCUCAGCUCUGCAGGUGAAGGUUCUGCUUUCAAGUUUUAGUUUCUAGAAUCAAAUGGGAUAGUCUUGAGGUGAGAGAGAUUAGUCCUACCUGUUGUUAAUCAGACAGCAGACUAUUACAGAAUUCUAGUACAUGUAUUUCCAAAGGUAAUUUUGCUGCAGAUUUAGGAUAAAAGUUGUGUUUCUAAAGAGAAAUGUAUUUUAUUUUUGCCAAGAAUGGCAAAAUGGCCACUGUCCGUUCUGAACAUCAUAGUACAUUGCAGCACUCUCAAGGCAGUCAAGGCAGGUCCCUGCUGACUUCUAAACCAGGGUGUUGAAAUCAAACUAAUGCUAUUACAUUGCAAAAGCAGAGCUGUGCUGAAGAAUUUGUGGCAUUUUAUAUUAUUUGUGUUUGGAAGAAAUAAAUGAAGAGGGUGAGGUAAGAUGAUUGGGCGGUUACACGAAUGAAUUUGGGCACAAGAACCAUAUAGUUGAUUUACUUAACCUGAGAUGGAUAGCAGCCUGUUCUCCUUGUGUUAGACCACCAGCUUUAUGGUGUGAUCAUC